AUGAGUUCAAGAAACCCUUUCAAUUUUACUCAAGCUAAUUUUACGGACCUGUUGAAUUCUCAACAGGAUUCUAACAUUUCUGAUUCUAAUCCUCUUCUUCCAAAUUCCACACAAACCUCUGAGCUUAAUCAGUUUAACACCCCUUUCUCUUCUCAGCCUCUCCAGUUUAGCUCCCCUUUCUCUUCUCAGCCUCUCCAAUUUAGCUGUCCAACUGUCCCUGAAGAGUGUAUUCAGCUUAGUGGUGAUGAUAAUGAAGCAGAGGGAGGUAAAACAAGUAGGUUGAGGUGGACUAACCAGGAGGAUGUGAAGCUGAUAAGUGCCUGGUUAAAUACCAGCAAGGACCCUGUUGUGGGUAAUGAGCAAAGGGUUGAUUGCUUUUGGAAGCGCAUUGCAGCCUAUUUCCAAGCAAGUGAGGGAGCAUCCACUAGAGGGCCUGUCCAAUGUAAGGCUAGGUGGAGCAAGAUUAAUAAAGAUGUUAACAAGUUCGUUGGUUGUUACUCACAAGCUUCUGCAAGAAAGAAGAGUGGAGAAUCUGAAGAUGAUGUCUUGUCAUUGGCACAUGUGCUGUACAAGAAUGACAUGAAGAAGGCAUUUAAUCUUGGCCAUUGCUGGAGGGAGCUCAAAAAUGAUCAGAAAUGGAACACAGCUGAUUGUAGCUCUAAAAGGAGCAAGCUUGAUGCAGAAGGAGCUUACUCGUCUAGUUCAACAAAUGAUGGAGUUGAGGUGAGGCCUCCUGGUGUUAAAGCUUCCAAGAAGAAAGGGAAGACACCUCUAAUGAGCAAUGAUGUUGAGGAUAGUGGAAAGGUGAAGCUUGAUAGGAUCAUAGCUAUGAAGGAUAAGGAACAAGCUGCUAAAGAAAGGCAAGGCAAAAUGAAAGUACUUCAAAGUCUUCUUAACAAGACUGACCUAACACCAGCUCAAGUUAUACUUAGGGAUAAGCUACAAGACCAAAUGUUCAGUUCUGUCUUGGAGUGUCAUGGAAAACCUGUGAAGUUGUCUUCUGGGGUAAACUGUGGGUUAUCAUGGACUGGUAAAGUGAAAUGA
Capsella rubella is the source of this 1044-nucleotide messenger RNA. RefSeq names its product glutathione S-transferase T3-like. The record is from RefSeq and is a predicted model, not a curated record. The transcript has 2 exons. The coding region runs from base 1 to 1044 and encodes 347 amino acids. Lineage: Eukaryota; Viridiplantae; Streptophyta; Magnoliopsida; Brassicales; Brassicaceae.